Messenger RNA from Chrysoperla carnea, 2034 nucleotides. It is a transcript of the gene Cog2, whose product is annotated as conserved oligomeric Golgi complex subunit 2. The transcript is spliced from 7 exons. The record is from RefSeq and is a predicted model, not a curated record. NCBI's taxonomy places the organism in Eukaryota, Metazoa, Arthropoda, Insecta, Neuroptera, Chrysopidae. Gene Ontology annotation, biological process: protein transport; intra-Golgi vesicle-mediated transport; Golgi organization. Gene Ontology annotation, cellular component: COG complex; membrane. Bases 12 to 2009 code for a protein of 665 amino acids.
AAUUUUGAAAUAUGCAUUUGCCGUCGAAAAAUUCAUUUCAUGACGAAUUUCUCCAAGAUGACUUCUCCGUCGAUGCUUUUUUACAAAACUAUAGUGGAACAUACACUUUGGAAGGAUUAAGAGACGCUUUAAGUUUACAUUUAAAAUCUUUAGAAUCACGUAUGAUUGAUAUUGUUAAUUCUGAAUCAGAUACAAUAUUAAGUUUGUCAAGUAGUUUAAAUGGUCUUGACGAUAAAAUUGAUAAUUUACGUUCAUCGUUAGAGCAACUGAAAGAAGAAGUUAUGUCUGUGCUGCGUAUUAUUGAAUACAAUUUAAAAACUGUAAAAAGCUUAUUGGAUAGUAAGAAAAAUAUUCACAUUGAAAAACGCAAUUAUGUAAAUUUAAUACAAGCAAUGUUGUGCUGUGAACGAGUUAAAAGGAUUUUAGAAUCGGAGUCUUAUUCGAAGCCAUUACAGAGUGAUAUUUUAUUACGGGCUGUUGAUCAAUACCUUUUGCAAGAGACACAUUUAGAACAAUGUGAUCAAAAUCUUUUAACUGAUAUUGAAAAUAAGGACAUUGUUAAUGUUAAACGUUUAGUUUAUAAAAAUUAUACGGAAUCGUUUUUAGAUGCAUUUACGAAAAAAAAUUCAGAGGAAAUUCUUCGUAUUUUACAAAUUGGUGUAUUUUUACGCAAUCAAAAAGAUACGGAACAACUUAUUCGUCAGAAAAUCGUCUCACCAAAAUUAAAUGAUCUGAUUAAUGAAAAAGCAUUCACUCAAAAGGGAUUGGUAAAAUUAUAUGAAAGUAUUUCGAAAUUUGUAUCGGAUGAGUUGGAAUUAAUAUUAAAUUUAACAUCAGAUAGCAAUAAUGGAAUAGAAGGAUAUAAUUUUUUCAUAAACAGCGUGUGGGUUGAUAUUGAAGAAAAACUUCGAAUCAAUUUAAGUUCUAUAUUUGCACCUGGCAAUCCAUCAGUAUUUCAAAACCGUUUUAUACAAACCAUGAACUUUUUUACCACCUUAAAUAAUAAAUGGGCAACAAAUAAUGAAACAAUUUUUCAACAUACCUCGUAUGAAGUUCAUAUGAAACGUUGGAACUUACCAGUAUACUUUCAAAUUUGCUUUAAUGAUAUUGUUUUACCAUAUGAAAGAAUUUUAGUUGAGGAUAAUUUAACAAAAAUGUAUACUGAAAAAAGUACGGAUAAUAAUUUUAAGCUACUAGCAACAUCGAGUGCAUUACGAAGUAUUAAUCGUUGUUUAGAACCAGAUAUUUACAUUCCACAAAUAGUACAUAAGUUUUGGAAAUUAGUUUUACAAAUAAUUUCUAGAUAUAAUACAUGGGUGACUUCUCAACUGACUUUAUAUACCAAUAUUAAGAUUGAAGAUGAUUCAUCAGCUUUUGAAGAAAAGAUGAAGUUCCUAACGUAUCUUCAAUAUGAUAUCAAAUUAUUAUCUAUGAAAAUCAACGAUAUUAAUAAAACGAUUUUUCCAGAACCAAUAUUAAACAUUGUAACACAAAAUUUAGAAUCAUGUAGUGGAAUGUUAUUAAAGAAACUUGCUGAAGUUGAAACAAUAAUCAGUACAUGCUUAAGUGCACAAAGUAUAUUCGCAUUAAAACAAGUUUCAAAUAUUCCACGUUUAUAUCGUAAAACUAAUCGAAGUGUACCUACAGAACCAGCACCAUAUGUUUAUAAAGUACUUGAAACACCUCAAACAUUUGUAAAAAAUUAUCAAAAUUUAUUUCACAAGCCAACAUUUGAAUUAAUUUUGACAAAUAUUUAUGAAAAAAUUACAAAUGAAUAUGUAAAUGUAGUGGAUGAAAUCUUAACGCAAGUGCGAAAAACUGAAGACUCAUUGCGACGUUUAAAAAAGGUACGACAGUCUCAAACUUCAGAUUCUGGUAUUGUUGGUGAUGAUCAGAAAAUUCGAAUUCAAUUACAAUUAGAUGUGAAAUAUUUCUGUGAAGAAGUUAGAAAAAAUUCAAGCAAUGUUAAUUUAAGUCCAUUAAUUAAUUUAGUCAAAGAUACGAAUUAAAUUUAAAAAUUACAAAUCAUGUUUA